CACCAACACCUCGCGCCCACCACAUCGACUCACGCAGGUCGCAUGAGCUCUGAUAUGGCGAAACGAAAGCGCGGCGCUCGCGACGAGCAACCUCCUCCCGAUGUUGGACUUGGUGCGACAUUGGCGCACAUGCGCGGCGAAGCGCAACCCGACGAGGCGGCAACCACCACGGCUGGCGGAGACGAAGAGGGCUGGACAGUAGUCAGCGGCUCGAAAAGGAGACGGAAGGAACGCGGAUCACACUCUGAGCACAACGGGGGCCACGCCUUGAACUCGCCUUCGCCAGCUCGCAGUCCUGGCCAUUCGCGCGACACAGAUGGGCAGGGCAAGCGCAAGGCACGAUCGCCACCGCCGCAGCAAGAUGCAUCUCUCGACAACCCAUUCGCAGGCAAAGACACCCAAUUAGGAAAUCGCCUUUCCUCCACAGAUAAUCCGUUCGUCACAUACAAAGCUGGCUCUGAGCAGUCAAGCGAGAACAUGACCAGGGAGGAGCGCAGGAAAGAGCGCAAGCUGCAAAGGAGCUACCCAGCCAUUGAGCAUUCACAUCAUGCCCGCCUGAAUUCGCACGUGAAGAUCACAGACCUCCAGUCACUGGUGCUGUACUUGCUUGCCGAUGGUAAUGCGCCGCAGUGGGUUUCUGUACGCAGCCGUGCCAAUAUCCAACAGGUCGUCAUGCUUAUGGUUCCGGGAUUGGAUCUGGGUAUGUUCAACGGCGAUGUCGCUUUAGACGCCGCGUCUCAGUCUGAACCUUCUGUUGGAGCAGAGACAACGGACGCGCAGACUGAUGCUGCGCUAACAGCUGCAAAGGCUGUAAAGGAUGCAAGGGAUGCAAAGCCCAAGCGGCUGAACAUUUCGCGUGAUGACUUCUAUCCGGCUAGUCUCAAGGCCGAAAAACUACCUGCAUCGCUGAAACCUCUCGCUGAUAUUUUUGAGCAUGUCUGGCCCAUCAAGGCUAUAGGCGAACAUCGCAACAACCAAUACAUGAGGGUGCAUUCGCCCAUUCAUACCAUGCUGACCUCACAAAUACCCAAGACGCAAGAAGAGAAGCAGAUGAAGAAGACAGGGAACCACAAAGGCCCCUUGCCGCAGAACUCAAAGAAUUGGGAAAACAGGCGUACGCGCAUCACCAAAUACAUCGCUAGUCUAAUGGAACAGCAAGAGAACGAAUACGUGCUACAUCCAGCAAUGUUCACCACUUCGGAAUCCAAGGAGGCCAAUCACGAAAGAAGGAGGCUUGCUCAUCAGACUGCCGAUGAUGGUUGGGUCGACACCAAUAUCGCUACUUUGGAAGAUGCAGAAGUACCUGAGAUGGAGAUUGAACAAGGCAGUCUAACUGCUGGAAGACACAUUAUAUCCGUCGACUGUGAGAUGUGCAAAGCUGAGAAUGACCAGCUUGUACUCACUCGCAUCAGCCUAUUGAACUGGGACGGCACUACGGCCCUCGAUAAGCUUGUCAAGCCAGAUGUCGCCAUCAAGGACUACCUGACCCAAUGGUCCGGUAUUACAGCGGCCAUGCUCCAGGACGUCACAACCACUCUAGCGGACAUACAGAAGGAGCUAUUGGAACUCAUCACACCGCGUACAAUCCUUGUGGGACAUUCGCUAAACUCUGAUCUCAACGCACUCAAGCUGACCCACCCCUUCAUCAUCGACACGGGUAUCCUCUACCCACACCCCCGUGGGCCACCAUACAAGCAGUCGCUGAAGUGGCUUGCGCAGAAAUAUCUCAAGCGCGAAGUGCAAAAGGGCUCAGCAGGUCACGACAGUGUGGAAGAUGCUCGGACAUGUCUGGAUCUGGUCAAACAAAAGUGUGAAAAGGGCCCGCGCUGGGGAUCGGGCGACACAAACGCGGAGUCUAUUUUCAAGAGAAUGGAUCGCUCUGUACGACCAAAAUCAAACGACGCGCAUCGCGCCGGAGCUGUCAUCGACUGGGGCGACCCGAACAGAGGCCAUGGUGGCCAAGCUCAAGUUUCCAUAGGCUGCAAGACGGAUGCAGAGGUAGUGGAAGCCAUUGAGCGCACAGUAAAGGGCCAAGCUGAAGGCAAGGAUGGCACUACUGACAAGAUCGACUUUGUCUGGGGACGUCUGCGCGAGUUGGAACUUGCAAGAGGCUGGUGGGACGAUGCGAAGACGGCCGACGUUGAGCUCAUUCGACAGAACGCCCUGCAACGACUGGGUCUUCUGAAGGACGGCGAGGAUACAGAUGUUGAAGUUCACGGACCUGAGCUCGGCGAUGCCGUCUCCAAGACCAUUGAACGUAUCGGGCAGAUAUACGACGCUUUGCCACGCUGCACGGCCUUCAUUGUGUACAGUGGGACAGGCGACCCUCGAGAAAUCCGUCGCUUGCAAGCAAUGCAACAGCAGUAUCGCCGCGAAUACGCUACCAAGAAUUGGGACAACCUCAGCGUCAAAUGGACGGAUACGGAGGUGCAGGCUCUUUCAAAAGCCUGUCAAGAGGCUCGCAACGGUGUUGGCUUUAUUGUUGUCAAGUAAAGUACGAGUGUUCG
Alternaria rosae is the source of this 2507-nucleotide messenger RNA. RefSeq lists its product as uncharacterized. The coding region runs from base 43 to 2493 and encodes 816 amino acids. The record is from RefSeq and is a predicted model, not a curated record. NCBI's taxonomy places the organism in Eukaryota, Fungi, Ascomycota, Dothideomycetes, Pleosporales, Pleosporaceae. Gene Ontology annotation, molecular function: exonuclease activity; nucleic acid binding. The transcript has a single exon. Gene Ontology annotation, cellular component: nucleus.